This is a messenger RNA of Priapulus caudatus, 2011 nucleotides long. Its product is annotated as DNA-directed RNA polymerase III subunit RPC3-like. Gene Ontology annotation, cellular component: RNA polymerase III complex. The record is from RefSeq and is a predicted model, not a curated record. Bases 89 to 1666 code for a protein of 525 amino acids. Gene Ontology annotation, molecular function: single-stranded DNA binding. NCBI's taxonomy places the organism in Eukaryota, Metazoa, Priapulida, Priapulimorpha, Priapulimorphida, Priapulidae. The transcript is spliced from 13 exons. Gene Ontology annotation, biological process: DNA-templated transcription.
CUAGGCAUUUCCGGCUAGAAAGUCGUGUUUUUGUGUGUAUAUUUAUCAAGUGCAAGUGUGACUUUAGUUUAGGUUAAAUUAAAUAACUAUGUCUGAGAAAGAACUAAUAGCAUGUUCUUUACUUCUGCGAGAGUACUUUGGAGAAAUUGUAGAAGCUGUUAGCAUGUACUUGGCGAGGAAAGGCUCAACACCACUCAGAGUCUUAGUAGAUGAAACCAAGUUAAACAUUGACAAGGUCAGGAAGGCACUGUGUGUUUUGACUCAACAUAACAUGGUGACAUUUGAUCGGCACAAGCGAGGCUUUGUGAUGUACACCAUAGAUGUUAAGGAAGUUCUUCUACUUGCAAGGUAUACUCGCUACAUAUACUGUGCAAAGACACUAUACGGGGAUGCUGCUGAGCUCAUUGCAGAGGAGAUGCUUCUUCAUGGACAAGUUGGCAUGGAAAGUGUGUGCCAAAAAGUGGAAAACAGACUCAAUGAAGCUCUUGAUGAAGGGAAGCACGUCAGCUCAAAUUCAGUGACUGAGAAAUUUGCCAACUUGGCCCAGACACACUUCAUUCAACGCAGUGCUAUGGUAAAGGAGGAUGAGGAUGAUGCAGCUUGCUCUGCUACUAUGCCAGUGUUGGUCAGUAGUGCAGACAACCAGUUCACAAUAUCUGCUGAAGAAUCUGAUGAUAGCAGAAAAAGGAAAAGGGAGGAAGGAACUAGCACACAGAGCAAGAAACACAAAACUGGCAACGAAUAUGAAUUAUCAGAAUGUAAUAACUUGUGGAAAGUUAACUAUGACCGCUUUCAUCAACACUUUCGGGACCUGGCUAUCAUAUCAGCUGUCGCCAAUAAAAUUGACAAGCGAGCAGGUGAAGUGAUGAGGACAAUGUUGCGGAUUAGCGAGGUGAAAAGUGAUCCGAUAGCUGAAGUCUCGGCACCAAUGUCCAGCAACGAAAUCUUUCAAGCUCUACCGAAAGAGUUGGGCAUCAAGAGCAGUGAUGUGGACCAGUACCUGAAUCUGCUCACUGAGGAUUCUGCAGAGUUUGUGGGAAAGUUGGGGGAGAGCGGCGGUGGCACAUACACUGUCAACAUAAAGAAGGCCAUAACAGAGCAGGCAAAGGCCACUAUUGAAUCCGUUGUGCAGGAAAGGUUUAGCUCGAAGGCAGCACGAAUAUUUAGACUACUGCUGAGGAAGAAAUACUUAGAGCAGAAGCAAAUUGAGGAGUGUGCUAUGAUUCCAGCUAAGGAAGCUAAGGACUUAACCUACACCCUAUUUGCUGAAGCCUUCCUCUCUCUCCAGGAAAUACCACGCACCCCUGAUCAUGCUCCAUCCAGAACUAUCUACCUGUUUACAGUCAAUAUUACUCAAGUGUGCAGGAUGCUGCUUGACAGAUGCUAUAAGGCACUCUCCAACAUUGUAAGCAAGCGACAUCACGUGGUUAAAGAAUUUAAACGCCUCUUGGAAAAGCAGCAGCGGGUAGAGGCAAUCGUGGCUUCACUCAAGACUUCUGGGUCAGACGAGGCACAGAUACGUGAGGUAGAGGAGAUGAUAACACCUCCCGAGCGCACCCAGCUUCAAAAAGUGGAGCACAUGACCACCAAAUUAGAACAAAGCAAAAUACAGCUGGAUGAGACCAUCUUCAUUCUUAGGCUCAACCUCUCAUAUUGUGUGAGAUAGCAAUAUUGCUGGAGGUAUGGAUACUGCCUUGAACCAGCGCGCCCACUUACCUACUUGAAACGUGCCACUUAUCACCUAGCAAUACAUAGACAUGUUAUUACAGGGAAAACGUUUAGCAAUGUGUUUUCAUAGCUUCUUCUUAACCAUUUGAAACGAUGGCGACUUGUUUGGCAUAUCAAGUGGUUGGAUGUUAAGACUUCAUGGGCACUGAUAACAGUUCUAUGAAAAUGCCACAGUAGUUUUGCUGGUAUAUGUAGUUUGAUGCAUCAUUUAUCAUUGGUGUGAUGUAUAUAAUUAAGAUGAAUAGGAUGUAAAAUAAAGUAAUACUUCUUAUUUAUAUGCAUA